AUGCAACCAAGACGAGCAUACUCGAUUUACGAAACUCCACAAACAAACAUCACUCGGAAAUCGAGCUGAAAUCGGAAGAAUCAGAGUUCAGGAAUGUCAAGCAUCUUUGGUGGAGGAGAGACAUACCAAGAUACAAGCCAAAGGAAUGCUAGAAUAUCUUCUACAGCAGGUUCUAAUAUAGUUCAUUCACCUCAAUAUCAAGGACAAAGUUUUACCUCUCCUGGAGAGGAUAGUUCAGCAUUCUCUAAUCCUUUGGAUGUUCUGGAGUCAUUCAAGAAGACUGCCUUGGAUGAGUUAAUGCAUAAGCAUAAUUCUGAAUAUAAUCAGAAUAAUGAACAGCCUUCUGAGAAUACUUAUGAUAGACCUUAUACCUCUGAAGCUCUUAAAAAUGCUCGACCUGAUCUUUCAGACCAGAGAAAGGGACAUCACUCUCCAGUUCGACCAACCCAAGAAUUCCCAAACCAGGAUGAACAGCCUCAUUUUGAAGUCCCGGCUGAAGUCAGGAAUAAUCCGAUGACCGAAGUAGAAGAGUCUAAAGCAGAAUUAUCAAACAAAGCUCAGAUGAGAACAACGAAGCCUCCAACUAAUAAGAAAAAGAAGAAUCCCUGGGAUAACCCUCCAGAUGACACUUCUGUAAUAUCCAAAGAGAAUUACCACUACGCCAAGGAAAAAUUAAGGAAGGAUCAAGAACGACUCAAAAAGUCAACUUACAAACAAAAACAAAAGAAUAAAGAUGAGAAACCACAGAAAAGAGGGAGGCAGUGGUCAAAACCUCCUCCUGUUGGCCAGGAAAAGCCUGGAAAGCACUCUUUUUUGAAACGGAAAGAACCUUCGUAUCGGCCUCCAUCUGGUGUGAAAAGGAAUCUCAAGAGGAAUGUGGAUAAAAGUCCUCGCAAGCAAGAACCAUAUCAGAGAAGAACAGGCCUAAACUUCAGUCAUGGCAAUAUGAAGCAGAAGAACCAAGAUCUUGAGGAUAUUAUGAGCAUUGCAGACCAAACCGCUGAGAAAUUUGCGAAGCAAUCAAAUAAAAAAGCUGGCCAUAACAAAGGAAAUGAGGAAGAAAAAAAUCCUAGAACUAAAAAUCCUCCCAGGAGGAAUAUUACAGAAGACCAUUCAUAUCUCACACAGAAUGAUUUGUCCGAAAUAAAGAGAAAGCUAAAAGAGCCAAUCCCUGAUUUGGAUGUUAGUGAGCCCCAAGAUUUACCAGAGGCUCCUGAAAAUCCUCCUGAGGAGGUUUAUUCACCAUCUAAGCCAGAUAGAUCAGCAACUGAAAGAGUAAGUCCUCCUCCACUAGAGAGAGCAUCUCCUCCGAAGAUGAUGAAGUCUCCUGCUAAAAUAGAUCAUGAACCAAGAGAUGUACCUGAUCAUGAAGAAUUAAUUCAGGAUUAUGCUAAUGAUUCUGUGCAACAAGUAAAGAAAAACCCUCCUCAAAAGCCAAAGCCUCAAAGAAUGAAAAGAAGGCCAGGAGCUAGCCAGAUCAAUCAAGAUGCAGUCGUAGUUUACAAGAAUUGUGACCUCCAAUCUGUGAUAAGUAAUCUCCGACAGGAAACUGUUAGCAAAAAUAAAAAGGCAGAAGUAGACCAAAGGAGGUAUAUUAUACUCAAAAGUCAGUUAGAUUCCAUAAUCACUAAGAACAAUGCCUUGCUUGAGACUAAUAAAAGACAAAGAAAAUGUAUGCUAGAAGCAUUACAGUGCAUGAAUGAUACAGAGAAUUAUCUCAAACAGCAAGAGCUUGUUAAUGCACAGAAUCCUGAAAAUUCUGAUGCACAGUCAAGUGAUAUAAAGUAUUCAAAGAAUGUUAAAUCAUGCAAAAAGAGGCUUGAAAACAUUCUUAAAGAAGAAAGAAGAAACUACACUCUAUCACACUUUACUCAUAAUCCUCUAUAUCCUUUGGAUUAUGUGGAAGAUCCUUAUUCAAGUAUCGAAGAGGAAGAAAAAGAAAUCGACAUUAAAAUUGAUAGGAAUAUGUUGUUUAACAUAGAGCAGAAGUUAUCCAACAUCCUCAAAAGAUCCCUCGAAAUGUACAAGAGCAACAUCAUUGACAAGAAGCCUUUCGAGAAAGUCAAAGUUCUCAAAUUCUCAGAAGGCUUGAGGGACUGAAUUAACGACCUGAUCACCACAGGAGUCGGAAUCAGAGACAGAGAUUGCAGAGAGUCAGGAGCAAGUCCAUUCCAGCAGUGGGAUGAUUAUGUAGAGUCUAAUCUCACUUUUAAAAUUGAUCCAACUCAUCUUAAAAGAGAUGAGAAAUCAGAAUAUCUCAAUGAUGAUCUCAUUGAAACUCUAUGGGAUAUUGCGCAAUGGAGUAACACUAAAAAGAAAGAGAAGAAGCAAGAAUUCUAUGAUAUUGUCGACCAAAUUAGGAAAACAGAGAGAGCUGACAAAACUAAAAUAAAGAUCUGUGAGAAUCAAAUUAGAUUGCUAAGAGGCUGAUUCAGUGAGCUCUAUGAUGAAAUAGAAGUAUUAAAAAGGCGUGCUAAAUCAGACAUUAAUAAGAUAGUCAACAAGGUGGAACAUAAACUCGAUGAAAACUUUAUUGAUCUCGAGAAUACUUUAGAGAAAUGAAGAAUCAAUGAAGCCAAUGAUGUUGAUGCUGACUACACUGAACUUUAUGCAAUAUUCAAUCAUCUACAACCCCAGAUAAGAGAGGCUCUUGACUGUAUCCUAGAAAACAAGGAUGAAGACUACCAAAAUGUCUUUGGCAUCAACUCAAAGAUCAAAGAGCUGCUGACUCAGGAUUAUUUUAUUGAGUAGAUUCAAUUCUUUACUAAA
Molecule: messenger RNA, 2769 nt
Organism: Moneuplotes crassus
Lineage: Eukaryota; Ciliophora; Spirotrichea; Euplotida; Euplotidae
Source: the annotation of a GenBank genome assembly